AUGCCAGAGUCUGAUUACUAUACAGCCGGCUACAGACGGGACGCUGUGUACUCUUCUGACGAAAAUGACGAAAGAUACAAAAGGACAACUGUGCGACGCUACAAGGUUGGCCACGGCCAGGUUGAACGAGUUGAACAAGUCGAACGUGAGCGUGUUGAAGAUGAUGGCCAAGAGUCUUGGGACCAGCGGGGGGGACACCGCUCAUCAAACAACAUGAUUGAAGUAGAUCGCCGUAUCUACUCGCCUGAGCGUCCACGCUCGGCGGUUGACAUUACUGAGCACACUCGACGCUAUUACGGUGACGAUGGCCGCCUUAUUGUUCAUGAAACGACAAAAGACUUGGAUCAUGAUACCGGCCGUCACUCUCGAAACCGAGAAGGCUUGUUUCAAGUUCAAAGCCGUGAUGAGCGCGACGACCAAAUUAUUGUCGAGAGCUACUCCAAGGAUCGCCAUGGGGACGGCCAUGGAGGCGAGGUGGAGCGCUGGCAUAAAGAAACGGAAUACUAUGAGCCGUCUAUCCCACCCCCAGCACCAAUAGUCAUUCGUCCACGUCCCGUUGAGCAGAAUAUCAUCCUCCAGGAUUCUCCAGGGCUUUCGUCAGUCAUCAUGCCACACCAAGGCCAGGUCGCACUUGUCGCCCAUGACAGAGAGCGGCCGAGGAAGAAAGACUUGCGUGAAGAGAACGACUACUAUUACGAGCGCCGAGAGCGUCGUGAGGUGGUACCUUAUCGUGGUGAACGAGAAGAUCUUGCUGCCGGACAGCUUGGACGCCGCGGUCGCAACCCCGAUCACCGCCACCGACACUACACCCACCACCGGGACUAUGCAUCUGACGGUGAGCUUGAUUCUGAGGAUGAUUACUACAUCACCAAAAAGACAGUAAUUCGACGGGAGAUCCCCCCCUCCGCUUCUGAACGUCGCCGACAUUUGGCCGAGGGUGCCCUUGCUGGUGCUGGCAUUGGGGCCCUGCUUAGCUCUCGCCGUAACCAGGACGGCGAGCUUCCCGAACAUCGGGGACGGAAAGUUAUUGCGGGGGCUGCCCUAGGUGCUCUUGGUACCGAGGUGAUGAAACGUGCCCACAGCACGUACGACGAUCGCUUUAGUGACAACCACUCCCGGCCCGCAUCGCGGGAGCGGAGUCGCUCACCUAGCCAUCACUCUACACUCAAAACUGGUCUGGGGAUAGCAGCUGCGGCUCUUGCUGUGGCUGGAGCUGCUAAAUAUCUGCAAUCUAGCCGCAUUGACCGUGAAGAGCAAAAUCGAGGACGCAGCCUGCACCGCUACAGUGACGACGAGAGGUACGACAGUCGCUUGUCAUCUCGCACCAGCCGGAAAGCCCAUUCACGUGCCUCGUCUGUGGCCAAGGUAGCAGCAGGAACGGCCGCUGUUGCCGGGAUUGUCCAUCACUUUCGCUCCAAGUCUCGUGGUCAAAGUGGAAAGUCGCGCUCACACUCUCGUCUACGAACUGGCGCCGAAGUCGUUGCAGCUGGUCUUGCUGGUGCAGCCGCUAAGAAGCUCUACGACAAGCAUAGAGAUAAGAAAGAAGACGAGAGGGACAGAGCCCUCGCGAAUGAAGAAUAUGAAGAGGAACGUCGGAAUCGGCAGCUUAGAUCCCGUCCACAAUCUAGCUCUCGUUCUCAAUCGCGCUCUCUCUCUCGCUCUCUCUCUCGCUCUCGCCCCCAAAGCAGGUCAGGAGCUCGGGCUGGUGUCACACUCUCUUCCCAUCACCCCGAUGCGGGUUAUUCUCCACGUCCAGGAGCUGACUCCAAGCUAGGUUUGGUUGAAUAUGGCGCCUGGCCGCUGUACUCUGGUCCUCCGCACCCCGAUUCGAGGACACCUGAUACUGGCAGCUACUAUAGUAGGUACAGCAGUGCUGCUGAAGAUAGUGAAUGUGGUGGGUACCGUCGACGCAGUCAUACUCGCGAUCAAGGGUCUCUGGAUGCCUCAGAUGUCCGCAAUGACGCAGAAGACCCAAGCUUUGCAGAUAGUAGUAUUGCCGGCGAGUACGGAAACUCAAAGAAAGUUAAGGAUAAUCGCAGCCGCGAUCACUCUAAUUUGCAGGAUUUCGCUGCUGCAGGGGCAGGAGCGGUGGCUGCAGCCGCCGCCGCCCCUAUUGGCAUCAAAAAAAUGGAGGACAGGAAGAAAGUUGGAAGCAUCGACAGCAGUGAAGGACGAAGUGUGCAUCGCGGGAAUUACGGUUCUUAUGACCGGGACAAAUUUAGGGAAAACCGAGAGGCAAGCCUUGAAUUUUAUAAAGACAGGGAUAGCUCUCAUAACAGUGCGGCGUCUCUUGAGCAAGAUUCCAUACUCAACUUCACGCCGGAAACAGCCGUCGGCCCACGAGAUAACACUACUUUGGACAAGUCUCCUCCCCGCGACAAUGAUACUGUGGAGAAGAACAUGUUCGUCGUGGUCAGACGUAGAAACCGCUUCACAGACCUCGAAUGCAAGAUCCCCGCCCAAAAGAAAGAUGUGGCCGCUUGGAUCAGGAAUCAAUUCCGCGAGACGGGCCGCAUGCUCAUGACCAGCGAGCUGCUUCAACUGGACGAAGAUACUGACCAGGGCUCGAGAAAGGAAGAUGAAGUUAGGGCGGCUGAUAUGACAGACUUGCCUGGGUCUCGUCAGUCGGUAUGGCAUCUCGUCAAAAGUUAA
Molecule: messenger RNA, 2652 nt
Organism: Grosmannia clavigera kw1407
Lineage: Eukaryota; Fungi; Ascomycota; Sordariomycetes; Ophiostomatales; Ophiostomataceae
Exons: 5
Coding region: 1-2652 (883 amino acids)
Source: RefSeq, a predicted model, not a curated record